Messenger RNA from Coniophora puteana RWD-64-598 SS2, 618 nucleotides. RefSeq lists its product as uncharacterized. The transcript has 2 exons. The record is from RefSeq and is a predicted model, not a curated record. Bases 1 to 618 code for a protein of 205 amino acids. Gene Ontology annotation, molecular function: flavin adenine dinucleotide binding. Lineage: Eukaryota; Fungi; Basidiomycota; Agaricomycetes; Boletales; Coniophoraceae.
AUGAAACUACAGUUAUCCACCCUCACGGCCGGAUUCUUCUCUAUAGCCAGCCUCGACGCAGCCUCCGCGUCUCAGUGCCGUUGCGUAUAUGGACAGUCCUGCUGGCCGAGCGAUUCCGACUUCUCCCAGCUCCAGUCUCUCCUCUCCCAGCCUCUCCUCUACCCCAAACCCACCGCCUCUCAAUGCUACUCCACGUCAGGCGCAUCGAGUGACUGCAGCGACGUCAUCGCGAACUACACCAACGGCCCCUGGCGUUCGGACAUGGUCGGCAGCAUGGAGGCUCCCAAUUGGGAGUCGUACAUCUUCCAGAAUGGCACCAUCGCGGCUUGCUAUCCAGAGACGAACAUCACGGGUGCAUGUGACCAGGGAAAUGUGCCCGUUAUCGCCGUGGACGCGCGCACGCCUGCGGACAUCCAGGCUGCGGUCAACUUCUCGGUGACGCAUGACCUGCGGAUGGUCGUCAAGAACACUGGACACGACUUCAUUGGGCGAAGUGCCGGACGAGGGGCGCUCAUGGUGUGGACGCACAACAUGAAGAAUAUUACACACGAUGCUGCCUUUGUGCCCGAGCAUCAGGAAAACGACAGCUGCCUUAUCGGGAAAUUAUGCGCCGCUUAG